Messenger RNA from Panicum hallii, 1874 nucleotides. RefSeq names its product pre-mRNA-splicing factor CWC25 homolog. The transcript is spliced from 4 exons. Gene Ontology annotation, cellular component: U2-type spliceosomal complex. The record is from RefSeq and is a predicted model, not a curated record. Gene Ontology annotation, biological process: mRNA splicing, via spliceosome. Lineage: Eukaryota; Viridiplantae; Streptophyta; Magnoliopsida; Poales; Poaceae. Bases 178 to 1737 code for a protein of 519 amino acids.
GACGCAAAGACAACUCGUGGCCGAGGCGGCGGCUACCUCCCGAUCUCACCUUCUUUCUCUCGCGUCGUCUGUCCCCUGUCUCGCAGCGGACGCGACUCGGGAGGAGGAAGAAGAGGGAGACCAGGUCAGGCCGCCGCUAGGGUUAGGGUUUACGAGGGCGGGAGACGGGCUUCAACCAUGGCGCUCAAGUUCCUGAACAAGAAGGGGUGGCACACGGGGUCCCUCCGCAACAUCGAGCGGGUAUGGAAGGCGGAGCAGGCGGAGGAGGCGGAGAAGCGCAAGACGGAGGAGCUCAAGAAGCAGGUCGCCGCCGAGAAGGAGAAGGCCGAGUUCCGGGCCAUGCAGGAGCGCGCCGGCCUCAGGCCGGCGCAGGAGAGAUUGGACUUCCUGUACGAGUCGGGGUUGGCCGUCGGCAAGAGCUCCGAAGGGUUCCAGGCGCUGCAACAAUCUGCACCUGGCGCUGCUGCUGCAUCCUCUUCUGCGCAAGCGAGUGUGGCUGAUUCUUCCAAGGCAGCUGCACCAGGAGCUUUAUUUGAGGAUAAACCUCAAUCUGCAAAUGAUACAUGGAGAAAACUCCACUCUGAUCCUCUACUCCUAAUAAGGCAGCGGGAGCAGGAUGCAAUUGCAAGGAUUAAAAACAAUCCAAUCAAGAUGGCUGAGAUAAAGAAAUCUGUUGAAGCUGAGAAAAAGCAAAAAGAAGAGAAGAAAGAGAAGAAAAAGCACAAGAAGCAUCGCCACCAUAAGUCAAAGAGUAAGAGGCGUCACUCAGAUGAGAACUCAGAUUCAGAUGAAAUAAGUGAUGGAAAGGAUGAGAGAAGGAAGAGAGUUCAUUCUUCCCCUGACCAUAAGAAAGAAGAGAAAAGGUCCAGGCAUGAGAAGAAGCACCGCAGACAUGAUUCAUCAGAUUCAGACAACGAUGGACCACCUAGAAGACAGGAUUUGUCAGAAGACGAUGAGCCAAGGAGAAGACGUCAUGAUGAUGAUGAACCAAGGAGAAGACGUCAUGAUGAUGAUGAACCGAGGAGAAGACGGCAUGAUGACAAUGAACCUAGGAGAAGACAGCAAGGUGACAAUGAACCGAGAAGACGGCAGGAAGAUUUAGAACCAAGGAGAAGAUGGCAGGAUGAUGAGGAACCAAGGAGAAGACAGCAGGGCGAUGAGGAACCAAGGGGAAGACGGCAUGAUGACCCUCCACGAUAUGAUCGCUUGGAUGCUGAUGAUAGGAAGAUGAGACAGCAAUCGCCGCCAGACCGUCAUCAUGCAUACUCAAAGCAUGACGGUCCAGGCUCUAGGUCCAAAAGAGUGGAGGAUGGCCACAAAACUGGAAAUUCCACUUCUGAACACCGUUCCCGUGCUGAACAAGGCUCAGGAGAGCAGACAAGGCAAGAAAGUGAACAUGGCAGGAACAAUGGUCCUUCGUUCAACCGUCGACGAGGUGGUGUUCACCAUAUGUCGGAAGAGGAGAGGUUAGCUCGUCUGCGCCAGAUGGAGGCUGACGCUGAGGUCCAUGAGGAGCAGAGAUGGAAGAGGUUGAAAAAAGCUGCAGAUGACGAUGCCAAAGAGGCAGCAACUGUGAACGUAAACCAGUUCAAAGGAAAGAACUUCUUGGAAGAUGAAAAGAAGAGCAUAUUCGGAACGGAGAAGGGUGGCAGCGCCACAAUCGAAGAGAGCAUCAGGCGCCGCGCUUUUUACUCUCAAGGUGGCCGUGAUGCUGAGGGCAAUGCGUUCAGGCGGUGAAUCUUCUGCUGUACGGUUGCUGUUGCUUGACACAUGUGCCCUCAGUACUGUACUAAGAUUUUUGAGCAUUAUGUACGAUAAUACUGUUGUUUUGAAUACGCAAAAUUUGCUGCAAUGUCAUAUACAAUUUCGCUCCA